ACCUAAGUUUGAUGGCUUCGAAAGCAUAGACAAUUCCAGUUGACCGAGAGCGAUCCGAAAAGAUCGCGGAUUGCCUGUAGAAUUCGGUGUGGAUUGAGAUGUCGGAUAUCGGCAGCGGCGACGAGGGGCUUUCUAGUCAGAAAUAUCAUGGUCAAGGCAUGGACGCGGGAGGGAACAAUUUUGACUCCGGCCAGCAGCCGCAGGAGCAGGAGUUGGCCACGAAGAUGCUCCAGAUCCAGUCCAAGCGGUUCUACCUCGACGUGAAGCAGAACCGCCGCGGCCGGUUCAUCAAGGUCGCGGAGAUCGGCGCAGACGGUCGGCGGAGUCAGAUCUUCCUGGCGAUGUCGACAGCGGCGGAGUUCCGCGACCACCUGUCCGGGUUCAGCGACUUCUACUCGUCGCUCGGACCCCCCAACCCGGACAACGUGCCCGACGACGGCAAGCUCAAGUCCGAGAUGAUGCUCAAGGACAACAGGCGCUACUACCUCGACCUGAAGGAGAACUCGCGCGGGCGCUUCCUGCGCGUGUCGCAGACCAUCACCCGCGGCGGGCCGCGCUCGCAGGUGGCGCUCCCCGCGCAGGGCAUGAUCGAGUUCAGAGACGCGCUCACCGACCUGCUCGACGACUUCGGCACCGACGACGGAGGCUUCAAGGGCGAGCUGCCCGAGGGGCGCCACCUGCGCGUCGACAACAAGAACUUCUACUUCGACAUCGGCCAGAACAACCGCGGGGUCUACAUGAAAGUCAGCGAGGUGAAGAGCAACUUCCGCACAGCGAUCACGGUGCCCGAGAAGUGCUGGGCGCGCUUCCGGGACAUACUAGCCGACUACACAGACAAGAUGGGCCGCGCGCAUCCCGACUCCAUGCAGGGCGGCGGCAGCGCCCGCGCCGGCGGCAGCGGCGCGCCGCAUCCCGACACGGAGUCGUUCGGCGGCCGGACCUGAUGCGGCGGC
Messenger RNA from Cydia amplana, 953 nucleotides. It is a transcript of the gene Pur-alpha, whose product is annotated as transcriptional activator protein Pur-alpha. The transcript has 9 exons. Bases 99 to 944 code for a protein of 281 amino acids. Gene Ontology annotation, molecular function: purine-rich negative regulatory element binding; DNA-binding transcription factor activity, RNA polymerase II-specific; RNA polymerase II transcription regulatory region sequence-specific DNA binding. The record is from RefSeq and is a predicted model, not a curated record. Gene Ontology annotation, cellular component: nucleus. Gene Ontology annotation, biological process: regulation of transcription by RNA polymerase II. NCBI's taxonomy places the organism in Eukaryota, Metazoa, Arthropoda, Insecta, Lepidoptera, Tortricidae.